AUGGUGGACCCACGGUGGUCCAACCAUGUCCUAAGAUACAAGCCUCCAGAGAACAACCCUACCGUGGAAGACUCAACACCUGACCACAUGAAUCUUUUGGGAAUUAUUUUUAGUAUGUGUGGCAUGAUGUUGAAGUUAAAGUGGUGUGCCUGUAUAGCUGUCUACUGUUUGUUUAUCAGCUUUGCCAACUCUAGAAGCUCAGAAGACAUCAAACAGUUGAUAAGCACCUUCAUGUUGUCUACCUCUGCUGUAGUGAUGUCCUAUCUUCAGAACCCCCAGCCCAUGUCUCCCCUUCGGUGA
This is a messenger RNA of Anolis sagrei ordinatus, 300 nucleotides long. Lineage: Eukaryota; Metazoa; Chordata; Lepidosauria; Squamata; Anolidae. The record is from RefSeq and is a predicted model, not a curated record.